UCCAGCUGAUCUGAACAACAGGAGGACCUGAGUCUCCCUCAGCAGUCCGACCUGUCUGUGCUUUUUUCGGGCACCUUAGCAAAGCCCGCCGGUCCCGACCUCCGGCGGCUCCUUUGCGCCGCGAAGAGACAGUCGUUCCGGGGUAAAUCAGGAGGAGAGCCAGGGGCUUAUUCUCGUCCGAUAGCCGUGAGCCGGUGCCGUCGGAAGCUGUUAGCUCGGACUGUCAUGAUCCCAGCUCGGAGAUGGCGUCCUUCCCCGGUUUGUGUAAGGCUGUCGGGCCCGCGGAGGAGGAGAACGGGGAGCUGGACGGAUCCCUGCAGCAGAUGCUGAAGGCCAUCGCGGACGAGAGGAGCCGCCUGAACAGCCGACAGGAGAUCAGCGGCAUCGGCUGUUUUAAAGAUGACCGCAUCGUUUUCUGGACCUGGAUGUUUUCCACGUACUUUAUGGAGAAGUGGGCGCAGCGACAGGACGACAUGCUGUUCUACGUCCGCCGGAAGCUCUCCUACGUCAGCGCCGACAACAGCGAGGGCAAGAAGGUGGAGGUGGAGGUCUACAGGAGGGACUCCAAGAAGCUUCCGGGCCUUGGCGACCCCGACAUCGACUGGGAGGAGAGCGUCUACCUGAACCUCAUCCUUCAGAAGCUGGACUAUGUGGUGACGUGCGCUGUCUGCACGCGCUCAGACGCAGGAGAUAUCCACAUCCACAAGAAGAAAUGUCAGGAAGUGUUCGCAUCUCCGAGUAAACAUGCUAUGGACAGCAAAGGGGAGGAGUCCAAGAUGAGCUACCCCAACAUCUUCUUCAUGAUCGACAACUUUGAGGAGGUGUUCAGUGACAUGACGGUGGGUGAGGGUGAGAUGGUGUGCGUGGAGCUGGUGGCAAGCGACAAGAGCAACACCUUCCAGGGCGUCAUCUUCCAGGGCUCGAUCCGCUACGAGGCGCUCAAGAAGGUCUACGACAACCGGGUUAGAGACCAGAGCGUGAGCGUUGCUGCUAAGAUGGCCCAGCGGAUGUCUUUCGGCUUCUACAAGUACAACAACAUGGAGUUUGUGAGGAUGAAGGGGCCGCAGGGCAAAGGUCACGCCGAGAUGGCCGUCAGCAGGGUGCCAACCGGCAACACCUCCCCCUGCGGCACCGAGGAGGACCAGGUGUCACCCAUGCACGAGAGGGUGACAUCGUUCAGCACACCUCCAACCCCGGAGAAGAACCGCCCCUCCUUCUUCUCGCCGUCUCUGAGGCGCAAGAUGCCUCGAAACCGGAUCGCCGAGAUGAAGAAGUCUCACUCUGCCAAUGACAGCGAGGAGUUCUUCAGGGAGGAGGAAGAUGAAGAUCUUCACACCACCACAAACCUCCGCUCGCGCUCGCUGUCGGGCACCGGGCGCUCAUUGGUCGGCUCGUGGCUCAAACUGAACCGGGCAGAGGAUUAUUUCCUGCUGUACUCACACCUGACCUACGUCACCCUGCCACUGCACCGCAUCACCACAGACAUCCUGGAGGUGAGGCAGAAGCCGAUCCUGAUGACAUAGCAUAGCUGGACUCAAAGCAUCACUACGAAGUGCCUCCUGCAUCAGGCCGCCGAGACAACAGCAGCGCCCCCGGUGUUCUGACCGAGACCCGCAACCAAACAGCCGCUUCAACCGGAGACGCAGAAACGGCGUCAGAGGGACGACGAACAAACCAGCCAUCCGAGAAGUGCCUCCGACUCUUUCGGUUCCUGCGGCCAUCUCCACGGAAAUGGGCCCGGAGUCAGGAUCACAUGACCUCUGCGUGAACUGACCGGAAAUGAGAGCGAAGAAUGUUUUUGUCUGUAAAUACCUGCUGCUUUUCUCACAGACGCCUUGACUAAAGGUCGAGCUUUUAGAGACCGCCUCCUACUUCCUGUUCAGCUCGCUGUGGACUUCUUGUUUAAACUCCACCACAGGUGAAAUUCUGGGUCACAGUGAUUGUGUGAGAGGAAACGGCGGGGUCAAAUCCACCUGACUCAUACAGGAAGUGGUCACUUCACUUCAGAAUAAAACACCAACCUGUACAAUUGCAGCUUCACUAUCAGAAUAUUUUCACUUCUCUGAGUUCACAGUUUAAACCAUGUGAUAUGUGUCACAUGACACAGGCAGUUAAGGAUUCUGUCGUAAUUAUUUUACAGGAUUAUAACUAAAGACAAAAAUUUUAAAAAUAAUUCUAAGAAUUAUAAUUUUUUCAACAAAGACAUGACCCACAUUUUCACAACACUUAUUCAAGUUUUUCCCCUGUUUUUGUAGAGAAAACAUAAAAUAGUUCAUAUUUAUUCAUAUUUGUUGUUGAAUUUUUAUUAUCAGACAUCAAAGAUUUUACAGGAAAAGGUAUUAUGAAAAUAAUUUUUGUUCAUUAUGUUGAAAGUUUUCCCUUCUGAAAGAAAAUGCAUCUAAAGAAUAAUUACAUUUUCAGCUUAAGAUUUCUCUCAAAAUGACUCAGACCUCAGUCAUUCACUAAGAUCAGCAAACAGUAAAACGAGUCCUCAUUCAGACACUAAAACCUAAAACUCUUUAUUUAAACACUACUCGCUUCAUGUUGGAUUUUUUGAGUAAAUGUGUUCUAAUGAACCAAAAAUACAGAAAAUAAAUACAGUUCUGAUGCUGAAGACCCAACUUCAUCUUGUGCGUUGUUAAUUUCUUUGUAUAUAAUGAAUUUUAUAAGUUUAAGAUGUGAAACUAUAAAUGUAAGUUAUUAUAUCUGCAUUUUUCACAAAUUUGUACUUUUGUCUUACCUUACAGUGUGAAACACUUGGAGGCGACUUUUGUUGUGAUUAUAUGAAUAAAACUGAAUUUACAGAAAAUUUUCAACUAACAAAACGAGAAUCUAUUAAAGUCAUUUUGAGAGAAAUCUUGAAUUAUUUUAACUGGUGCAACAUCAUAAACACUAACGUUGAAUAAUCCUGAUGAAGAAAUUCUCUUAUAUUUUAUUCCAACACUCCAGAGUAUUCACUAAAUAUUUUUAACUUUUAA
Neolamprologus brichardi is the source of this 2978-nucleotide messenger RNA. The record is from RefSeq and is a predicted model, not a curated record. NCBI's taxonomy places the organism in Eukaryota, Metazoa, Chordata, Actinopteri, Cichliformes, Cichlidae.